GGCACAUUCAAGAAACACAAAACAACAACAACAACUAAAGCGGUAUACACAAAUUGGUCAUGAAUUUAGAACUUUUAGAGUCGUUUGGGCAAAAUUAUCCUGAGGAGUUUGAUGGGGCCCUUGACUGUGUAAGCAUAGCCAUCACCUGUGCCUUCAAUAGACAUGGUACAAUCCUGGCCGUAGGAUGCAACGAUGGCAGGCUUGUGCUAUGGGACUUCCUCACUCGUGGAAUCUCCAAGAUUAUCAACGCACAUGUUCACCCUGUGUGUACGCUUAGCUGGAGCAGGAAUGGCCGUAAGUUACUCAGCGCAGCCACUGACAACACUGUAUCAAUCUGGGACGUGCUACAGGGGGAGGUGGAGAAGACAUUCCAGUUUCCAUCCCCGAUACUGAAAGUUCAGUUCCAUCCCAGAAGCUGUGAGAAGUUCCUAGUGUGCCCGAUGAAACAUGCCGCUGUAACAAUGGACUCUGAGGGAGGUCAUAAACUAGUACCUCUGGAUGAUGAUUCUGACCUGAACAUAGUUGCUUCCUAUGAUCGUAGAGGACAGUACAUUUACACUGGAAAUGCAAAAGGACGAGUGUGUGUAUUUACGGAAGACGGACAUAAAAUGAAGGCUUCUUUUAGAGUUACCACUGGUACAUUAAACACAACAGCAAUCAAGUCUAUAGAGUUUGCAAGGAGAGGAGACUGUUUCCUGGUGAACUCUGCCGACAGAAUCAUCCGUGUCUAUGAGAGCGGUGAGAUACUGGCCUGUGGGAAGGACGGGGAGCCUGAACCCAUACAGAAACUGCAGGACCUGGUCAACAAAACAAUGUGGAAGAAGUGUUGUUUCUCCGGGGAUGGGGAGUUCAUCGUUGCUGGGUCUGCCAAACAGCACACCCUGCACAUCUGGGAGAAAAGUGUGGGAAACCUUGUGAAGAUACUGCAUGGGACUAAAGGGGAGCUACUACUAGAUGUGGCAUGGCACCCAGUGCGUCCUAUCAUCACUUCUAUCUCCAGUGGAAUGGUGUCAGUGUGGGCUCAGAACCAAGUGGAAAACUGGAGUGCUUUUGCACCGGACUUCAAGGAACUAGACGAGAAUGUUGAGUACGAUGAGAGAGAGUCCGAGUUUGAUAUAGAGGAGGAGGGCAAGGAGAAACAUGACCUUAAGGAGGUAGAGGAGGACAUAGAUGUAGAUGUGACAAAAGUGGAGCCAAUACAGGCCUUUGUUAGCAGUGAUGAGGAGGAUGAGAGUGGUGAUGCCCUCAUGUACCUGCCCGUAGCCCCUGAGAUAGAGGAACCAGAGGAGGGCUGGCCCGUCGUCGAGCCGCAGGUACCGGACGAGAGUCAAGCCAGGGGAGACAAGCGCAAGACAUCCCAGACGACGCCCGACUCUGCCAAGAAACCGAAAGUAAAAGCACUGGAUGUGGACUUGGAAAAUGCGCCUACAGGGGAGAUUCACCCGCUAUGGAACACCAAGAAACCAGCCGAGAAAGUGCAUCGCAGACCGAGCACAAAGGGCAACAAGAAAACGGGCAAGUCAGAACGGUCCAAACAUAAAGAUUGAAAAUGAUUUAAACUGCUGUGAAUGGACAUCGAAUCUUAGAUUAUAAGUCCAAAAGUGACAGUAGAAUUUGACGGUAUGACAAUAAGUGUAUACAAACAGUGAGGUUAGUGUAUAACAACAGCAAGCCUGUGACUUGGCCUACGUUAUGUGUGUUUAUGAAAACUUACUAUCAAAACAUAAAUCACUCUGUUUAAAUUGUAUGGAGGUCAUCGCACUGCUGUGAAGAAUUAAGGAUUCAAUACUACAAGGCAUGUGCUAAUUUAGUAUAUUUGUCGCGUUAUGCAAUAAUGGGUUUUAUGCCAUAUGUGGCCAGCGUAGUUCUACACCAACCUGUUCUAUAAAGCCACGAACGUUUUUGGAAUCAUUAGCUGACAGGGUAGCUUCUAACCAGACUGUGUGGAUGUGCAAGCUAAGCUAGUGCUAUGCUGACAGCAUAUGACUUAAGACCCAUUGUCGCAUGACGCGGUACAUAUGUUCCAUAACUAGAGCAAAUGUUUGUAGAAUUAUUUUUUUUGAAACAUGAGGGCGUUGCAUAUUGACAGAGUGGUGAACAAGCGAGCGAUUUAAAUUUAUAAAAAUCUUACAGCCACCCGCUGUAUUUCAGCUCGCAACUCACAAAAACGUUUAGUUGGUAGAAUCAGUACUAGGUUGACCGGGGUUGAUAUUACAAACGCUGCCUGAGUGAUGAUAGAAACCACGGCAUCCAUGUGGCCAUUCCUUAUUCAUCACAGCAACCAUUCUUGUUUAUGCUGUAGUAUGUAUCAGCUUGGUUUUUAUGCCCCCUGUAGGAGGGCAUAUAGUGAUCGGACUGUCCGUCCGUCUUUCCGUCACACUUUGCGUUUAGGUUUCGAAAAAUGCUCAUAACUUCUAUGUCCCUUGAGAUAUAACCUUCAUAUUUGGUAUGCAUGUGUAUGUGGACAAGGCCUUUCCAUAAGCACAAACAUUUUGACCCCUGUGACCUUGACGUUGAACUUAGGGUCUGCGUUUAGGUUUCGAAAUCUGUGUUUAGGUUUGGAAAAAUGCUCAUAACUUCCGUCCCUUGAGAUAUAACCUUCAUAUUUGGUAUGCAUGUGUAUAUGGACAAGGCAUUUCCAUAUGCACACAAAUUGUGACCCCUGUGACCUUGACGUUGAACUUAGGGUCCGCGUUUAGGUAUUGAAAUCUGAGUUUAGGUUUCGAAAAAUGCUCAUUACUUCUAUGUCCCUUGAGAUAUAGCCUUCAUAUUUGGUAUGCAUGUGUAUAUGGACAAGGCCUUUCCAUACGCGCAAAAAUGUUGACCCCUGUGACCUUAACGUUGAACUUAGGGUCCGCGUUUAGGUUUCGAAAUCUGUGUUUAGGUUUCGAAAAAUGCUCAUUACUUCUAUGUCCCUUGAGAUAUAGCCUUUAUAUUUGGUAUGCAUGUGUAUAUGGACAAGGCCUUUCCAUACGCACACAUAUUUUGACCCCUGUGACCUUGACCUUGAACUUAGGGUCCGUGUUUAGGUUUCUAAAUCUGCGUUUAGGUUUCGAAAAAAGCUCAUAACUUCUGUCAAGCGUUUAUAGGGGGCAUAAGUCAUCCUAUGGUGACAGCUUUUGUUACACAAUUUUUAUGCUGCCUGAAAUAAAAUUUAGGCGGAGCAUAUAUGUGCCAGUUUGUCCUUCCUUCCUUCCUUCCUUCCUUCCUUCCUUCCGUCACACUUUUGUUACCGUUUCUCAUAGCGCCUUCAAUACUUUACCGAUCUCUAUCAUAUUUGGCAUGUAGUUACCUUGCAUGGACCUCUACCUUUUGAUAAGGUUUGAGAUCACUGGGUUCAAGGUCACGGUCACAGAGGCUAAUAAUAGAUUUUCCGUCACGCUUUUGUUACAGUUUCUCAUAGGGCCUUCACUACUUUACCGAUCUCUUUCAUAUUUGGCAUGUAGGUACCUUGCAUGGACCUCUACCUUUUGAUGAGGUUUGAGGUCACUGGGUACAAGGUCAAGGUUAUUAAGGCUAAUAAUAGAUUUUUUAGGUGGUUAUCAACACAUAGAUUGACAAAGCGCAUCAUCGGGGAGCAUCCAUUGUUUCCAACGAUACUUGUUUAUUUUGUGAAAAUACAGAAUGUGAUCCGCCUUUAUCUACCAUUAAAUACGAAAUGAUAUUGAA
Messenger RNA from Dreissena polymorpha, 3669 nucleotides. RefSeq names its product retinoblastoma-binding protein 5 homolog. The transcript has 16 exons. NCBI's taxonomy places the organism in Eukaryota, Metazoa, Mollusca, Bivalvia, Myida, Dreissenidae. Bases 60 to 1547 code for a protein of 495 amino acids. The record is from RefSeq and is a predicted model, not a curated record. Gene Ontology annotation, cellular component: Set1C/COMPASS complex. Gene Ontology annotation, molecular function: protein binding.